AUACAAACUUCAAACCCUACAGCGGCGUAUUCGUUCGCCCUAAAGUUCUCAUCUCCGUCGCUAGUCGCCGCCGUGCCAAACCAGGCAAUCAUUCAUGGGGAAGGCGAAGGGGAAGCACAGAUUGGAUAAAUUCUACCACUUAGCUAAAGAACAUGGCUACAGAUCGCGUGCUGCCUGGAAACUGGUGCAGCUCGACUCUAAAUACACCUUCCUCCGCUCGUCCAACUCCGUUGUGGACCUCUGCGCCGCGCCGGGAGGCUGGAUGCAGGUAUGCGUCGAGCGGAUGCCUGUUGGAAGCCUCGUUAUCGGCGUCGACCUCGUUCCAAUUCGGCCUAUACGCGGCGCCAUAUCUUUGCAGGAGGAUAUUACUACACCCAAGUGUCGCGCUUCUGUUAAGCGGAUAAUGUCGGAAAACGGUUGCCGAGCAUUUGAUUUGGUGCUGCACGACGGAUCGCCGAACGUCGGCGGCGCGUGGGCGCAGGAGGCCACCAGCCAGAAUGCGUUGGUAAUCGAUUCAUUGAAGCUUGCGUCUGAAUUUUUGGCUCCUAAAGGAACUUUCGUCACCAAGGUUUUCAGGUCUCAAGACUAUACUGCUGUUUUGUAUUGUUUACGGCAGCUAUUUGAAAAGGUUGAAGUAGACAAGCCACAAGCUAGUAGAUCAACGUCAGCGGAAAUUUAUAUCAUAGGUUUAAAAUACAAGGCUCCUGCGAAGAUCGAUCCUCGCCUUCUUGAUGUAAAGCAUCUCUUCCAAGGAGGAAAAGAACCUUCAAAGGUUGUGGAUGUGCUGAGAGGAACUAAACAGAAGAGACACCGUGAUGGGUAUGAGGAUGGAGACACAACUUUGAGGAAAUUGUGCUCAGCAUCAGAAUUCAUCUGGUCCGAUAACCCACUCGAGAUUCUUGGUUCAGUUGCUUCAAUAACCUUUAAUGACCCUGCAUGUUUACCCCUAAAGGAUCAUACUUUAACAACAGAAGAGGUUAAAGCUUUAUGUGAGGAUCUUCGUGUUUUGGGAAAGCAAGACUUUAAGCAUCUUUUGAAGUGGCGCAUGCAUAUGAGGAAAGCUCUUUCUUCUUCGGAGAAGGAUACAUCUGCUACUACCACGGUUGAAAAGAAAAGCAAGGAAGAUGAAGAAGAAGAUGAAGAUGAGCGGGUACUUAAUGAAAUGGAGGAGUUAACAACUGCUAUGGACCGAAAGAAGAAAAGAGAAAAGAAACUUCAAGCAAAAAGACGUGCUAAGGACAAGGCUCGGAAAGCAUUAGGCACGCAGAUGGAUGCAAUCGAGGAUGGCUAUACUGAUAUGGAGCUGUUUAAUCUAUCUUCUAUUAAGGGGGAGAGAGAUCUUGCAGCUAUUGAUAACAAUGAAUAUGAUGCUAGCGAAAUCAGGAACAGUGAUACAGAAGAAAGCAAUGGCGAGGCAGAAGAAAGUGAUAGUGAUUUGGACUCUGAUGAAGAAAAGAAACGUUACGACGAACAAGUUGAGAAAUUGCUCGAUGAAGCAUAUGAAAGUUACGUUGCUAAAAAAGAAGGAAGCACAAAGCAGAGAAAGCGUUCAAAGCAAGCCCACUCAAAGGAUGAACUUUUAGAGGGCGAUGAGGAUGCCGCUAUUCAAUCUGAUCAAGACUUGGAUAAGGAUGAUUCAAAUCAAGACGCAAAUCCCCUCGUCGUUCCCCUUGCUGAACACGAGCCAACUCAAGAGGAAAUCGCAGCCCAAUGGUUUAGUCAAGACGUCUUCAUGGAUGAGGAUGCAACCGAGGGCCUGGAAAAAAACGACAGCGAAGAUGAAAAGCGCGCCCCGGAGCCUAUCAAACAACAAUCAACAGUUCCGGCAACAAAAACCGAAGAUUCUCCACAAAAACCUGCCACUCGCAAGAAGAACAACUCAUCAUCUGCCAAAUCUUCGGUCGCAGAAGACGACUUCGAAGUAGUGCCGGCCCCUGCUACAGAUUCAAGCGACGACUCCUCAUCGGACGACUCGGACGACGAUGACAUCGAAACAAAAGCUGAAAUCUUGGCCUGUGCGAAAAGGAUGCUAACAAAGAAGCAGAGAGAAGAGAUGCUCGACGACGCGUACAACAAGUACAUGUUCCACGACGAGGGACUUCCCAAAUGGUUCGCCGAAGAUGAGAAGAGGCAUUACCAGCCAAUAAAGCCCGUGACUAAAGAAGAGGUAGCCGCAAUGAAAGCGCAGUUCAAAGAAAUAAACGCCCGACCUGCCAAGAAGGUCGCGCAGGCCAAAGCCCGGAAGAAACGAGCUGCCCAUAGGACACUGGAAAAGGUUCGGAAGAAGGCGAAUUCCAUAUCCGACCAGGCGGACAUUUCUGAUCGUUCCAAAAGGAAAAUGAUCGACCAGCUCUACAAGAAGGCGGCGCCUAAACAACCUAAGAAGGAAUAUGUGGUAGCGAAAAAAGGCGUUCAAGUUAGAGCCGGGAAGGGCAAAGUUCUCGUCGAUCCGCGGAUGAAAAAGGAUGCAAGAAAGCAUGGAAUGAGCAAACAAGGGAAAGGGAAAGGGAAAGGGGAACAGAAUAAGGGUAAAGGAAAGGGUAAACCGAAUGGGAAGGGAAACAAAGCAAGCAAUGGUAAGUCGAGAGGUAAGAAGUGAGAUUUAUUGUAGUGUUUUGAUACCAAAUGGUUAUUAAUUGCCAAAGGUAAGGUUUUGUUAACAAUUUACUGCAUUAUAAUUUACUGUUUUCUAUCAGUUGUGAUUUGUAAAGACCAUAUAUAAUCGUUACCGUGGUUAUAUAUAAUUUAGAAAUGAUUCAACUUAUGCAAUUA
Messenger RNA from Andrographis paniculata, 2772 nucleotides. RefSeq names its product adoMet-dependent rRNA methyltransferase spb1. NCBI's taxonomy places the organism in Eukaryota, Viridiplantae, Streptophyta, Magnoliopsida, Lamiales, Acanthaceae. Gene Ontology annotation, biological process: maturation of 5.8S rRNA from tricistronic rRNA transcript (SSU-rRNA, 5.8S rRNA, LSU-rRNA); maturation of LSU-rRNA from tricistronic rRNA transcript (SSU-rRNA, 5.8S rRNA, LSU-rRNA); rRNA methylation. Gene Ontology annotation, cellular component: preribosome, large subunit precursor; nucleus; nucleolus. Bases 95 to 2599 code for a protein of 834 amino acids. Gene Ontology annotation, molecular function: rRNA (uridine-2'-O-ribose)-methyltransferase activity; rRNA (guanine) methyltransferase activity. The transcript has 11 exons. The record is from RefSeq and is a predicted model, not a curated record.